UAAAGAAUUGUUAAAAUGUAUUGUUGGCUUUUUGCAUUGUAAGUGGCUAUUGUUAACUCUUUGUCAUGGUGUCCUGCAUCUUUAAGGCCCGGUCAGACGAAGACAGGAGAUCCGACGAAAGGCGGAGAAGGCAUCUUUAAGGCUAGCUCGGAAGUUUAUUUUACUGAAAGUCUCGUACUGAAUCACCAGUGCAGGUUUUGUCAAGCACAUUUAAUAAAGUUUAACAUUCUUUUCACAUCCCAAGUAUGAAAAGCUUUUUAAGAGUUGGAUUAAUGCUUUUUCUAAGUGCUGAAUAUUACUUCUGUGCUUCUGAAAAAUAUGAGAACACGACAAGUAGAGUAAUUGAACGCAGGACGAUUGGAGGAAGGUUGGCAGAAAAAGGAGAAUUUCCAUUUCUGGUAGCAAUAUAUAAAAAUAGAACAUUUAGGGGUGCUUUUUCUUUAAUCACAACAAGGACGUUAAUAGGAGCAGCGCACAUUGUAGAGGAAUACACAGUCAAAGAUUAUUACGGAAGAAUAGGAAACGUUGACAAACAAGCGGGGAAGAGAGUGCUGUUUCGGAGAAGGAUUAUACACGGACGUUAUGAUUCAAAAACACUUCACAAUGAUAUUGCACUUCUGAUUCUCGCACGCAGUAUUAACAAUAUAUCUCCGAUUGCUUUAGUUGGAAAAAACCUAAGAUUUACUAAAGGUUCCGCCACGUUUGUUGGUUGGGGAAGAACUGGUAUCAAAAAAGAUGACAGAACAGACCUUCUUCGAGUAGCGAAAGUAAACUUUGUAGAUCCAAAAUACGUGGGUCGUAAUUUCGACUACGAAUUAACUUACAAAGAAAUUACAACAAUGUCAUCUAGAGUAAAAGGCAUGAAAGGAGAUUCUGGCUCACCACUGAUCAAGAGAGAUGCGUCAAAAAGACCAGUGCUUAUUGGCAUUUUGUCUAGCGGCGGAGAUAAUAUUAGAGAACCAGAUGUUUACAUGUCAAUCAGUUUUUACCAUCAUUUUAUAAAAACUCACAGCGUUGGACGUCUCACAUACCUAGACGUACAAAAUUAAAAUAUGAAAAUAGCAUGGUAAAUUUUUCAUUUCAGAAAGUAUUUAUAUAAAAUAUAAUUGUAUUCGCAAAUAGCUCGUAUUUCAACAAUAUUUAAGAGUGGAUAUAUUUUAUUUCCAUGCCUGUAUUACUUUAACAGCUUUUUGUAUUAAAUAAUCUUAUGUAUUUAUUUAUUGUAAAAAUUACAUAAUUAGAUUUUCUUUAAAUAAAAACUUA
Centruroides sculpturatus (bark scorpion) is the source of this 1263-nucleotide messenger RNA. RefSeq names its product venom peptide isomerase heavy chain-like. Gene Ontology annotation, biological process: proteolysis. The record is from RefSeq and is a predicted model, not a curated record. The transcript has 9 exons. The coding region runs from base 246 to 1049 and encodes 267 amino acids. Lineage: Eukaryota; Metazoa; Arthropoda; Arachnida; Scorpiones; Buthidae. Gene Ontology annotation, molecular function: serine-type endopeptidase activity.